Molecule: messenger RNA, 1493 nt
Organism: Coregonus clupeaformis (lake whitefish)
Lineage: Eukaryota; Metazoa; Chordata; Actinopteri; Salmoniformes; Salmonidae
Product: cell death activator CIDE-3-like
Exons: 7
Coding region: 205-948 (247 amino acids)
Biological process (GO): regulation of apoptotic process; apoptotic process
Source: RefSeq, a predicted model, not a curated record
AUCACAUUUGAUAGCUUCGACGGCCGCGGGAUCCCUUUGUUGCCCAGAUGAUGCAGUGCCCGACCAACAGCAGCCUCACAGGUGCUGCCACUCACGGCUAGGUGGAUUACACUCUGCAGACAGCCAUAAGGAGAGGCUUUUUGACUCAAAGGAAUACCAACAAGUGCUGUUAGCAGUGGAUCCUGCUAGCAUAGGAUCCAAAGGAUGGAUUAUGCCAUGAAGUCCCUCAGUCUCCUGUCCUCUGCCUCUCUCUCCAAGUGUGUGACAGCCAGUGUGUCAGCCAGUGCCUCCAUGACCCAGCAGCUCCUCGUCGGGACUCGUCGGCCUAAGCCCUUCCGGGUCACCAGCGCUGACCGCAGCGUUAAAAAGGGAAUCAUGGCUGACGGGCUACGAGACCUAGUCAACAAGGCAGUGGACUCUCUGCACGUGUCCUGCGUCAGUGCCCUGGUGCUGGAUGAAGACGGGACGGGGGUGGACACGGAGGAGUUCUUCCUGACCCUGCAAGACAACGCUGUCCUCAUGGUCCUGGAGAAGGGGCAGAAGUGGGCGCCUCCACAGAACACUCCUCCCAGAAUGCAAAAUGAGCUCAAACCCCAGCGCAGGAAAGAUGUGGCUAGAAUAACCUUUGACCUGUACAAGAACAACCCUCAGGAUUUCAUUGGCUGUCUGAACGUGAAGGCCACCCUUUAUGGCAUCUAUUCUGUCUCCUAUGAUGUGCGCUGCUACGCUGCCAAGAAGAUGCUGAAGGAGGCUCUGAGAUGGACCCUGUUCUCUAUGCAGGCCACAGGCCACGUCCUCCUGGGCUGCUCCUGCUACAUCGAGCAGCUCCUGGACGAGGAUGACCGGGCAGACAGGGGCCUGCCACCACUGCCACAGGAAGGCAAGAUCAAACAACUACAGAGCAUCCUGAAGGGCAGGACUUCUGUGAUGGGCAAGACUGUUGUUUGACCUAUUCCAAUACUAGUAACAUGCAUCCUUCCCUUCUCCCUAAUAAUCACCCAACUAACUUGAUUGUGCAGGUGAAAGGGAAAGUUCCACCACAUAGCUUGCACCUGUCCAGUCAUGGCAGAUUAGUGAUCACUUCAUGGAAGGGAGAAAGGAAGGAAGGAUGGAUUUUCAGGAUAUUCAAAAAGGGAUUUGACUGUGCUAAAAAACAAAAUGGGUACAGUCAAACUGCAGGACCAAUACCAUGGCACGUCAUAGUGUUGCAUCACUCUGAUGUCAUGGUUACUGCGACAGGUACACACCUUUUGGUUAGGUCACUCCUCUAGAUUUACUUUUGAGACAGGAAAUGUUGUGUUGUCCCACACUAUGUAAAUACCUGGCUGCAGUCACUUGUGCUUUGUUACAUAUCUGUCUGUGUAUAUGGCUUGCAACACCCCACAAGCAAAUGCCCACUUUUCUUUUGCAGUGACUGCUUCUGGUCUGUACUUUCAACUGAUACACUACUUUUUUCAUAUGAAUAAGCAAAAAUAAAUAAUAUGAUUUAUUAA